Messenger RNA from Strigops habroptila (Kakapo), 4839 nucleotides. RefSeq names its product ST8 alpha-N-acetyl-neuraminide alpha-2,8-sialyltransferase 3 (gene ST8SIA3). The record is from RefSeq and is a predicted model, not a curated record. Gene Ontology annotation, molecular function: alpha-N-acetylneuraminate alpha-2,8-sialyltransferase activity. The transcript is spliced from 4 exons. Gene Ontology annotation, biological process: N-glycan processing; oligosaccharide metabolic process. Lineage: Eukaryota; Metazoa; Chordata; Aves; Psittaciformes; Psittacidae. The coding region runs from base 325 to 1467 and encodes 380 amino acids.
GCACUGAGAUCUAAUGGGGGGGUAUUGGUCUUCUUGGGGAGGGCACCGGGGCUAUUGGGGGUGGCCGCGGGGGUGUCGCGGCCGCUCCGCCGUUACCGGGGGGUCCGUCCGGGGGUGUCACAGCGGCAUUCCCGGUAUUCCCGGGGCCGCUCCCGGCUGCCAUUUCCUCUCUCCGCCGCUCGUUCCCUCCCUCCCUCCUUCCCUCCCUCCCUCCAUUUUCUGCGCGGCUGCCGGUGGAAGCGGCCCCGUUGCCGGCUCCGCCGCCGCCCCCCCCCAUGUAACCCCCCCGCCCCGUACCCCGCAGCCGCGGGGCCGCCUCCCGGUAUGAGGAGCUGCAAGAUGGUGCGGGUGGCCAGCGUGCUGGGGCUGGUGAUGCUCAGCAUCGCGCUCCUCAUCCUCUCCCUCAUCAGCUACGUGUCCCUCAAGAAGGACAACAUCUUCGGUACCCCCCGCGCCGCCGGGCCGGGGGGGCCCCGCAUGUACAUGUUCCAUGCGGGAUUCAGGUCCCAGUUCGCGCUGAAGUUCCUGGACCCAUCCUUUGUCCCCAUCACCAACUCCCUGAGCCAGGAGCUGCAGGAGAAGCCCUCCAAGUGGGUCUUCAACCGGACUGCCUUCGCCCAUCAGAGGCAGGAAAUCCUCCAACAUGUGGACGUCAUCAAGAACUUCUCCUUGACCAAGAGCAGCGUUCGCAUUGGCCAACUGAUGCAUUACGACUACUCCAGCCACAAGUACGUCUUCUCCAUCAGCAACAACUUCAGGUCCCUGCUUCCAGAUGUCUCUCCCAUCCUGAACAAGCACUACAACAUCUGUGCCGUGGUUGGGAACAGCGGGAUCCUCACCGGGAGCCAAUGUGGCCAAGAAAUAGAUAAGUCGGAUUUUGUCUUUCGGUGCAACUUUGCUCCGACAGAAGCUUUCCAGAAGGAUGUGGGAAGGAAAACCAACCUCACCACCUUCAACCCCAGCAUCCUGGAGAAGUAUUACAACAACCUCUUGACCAUUCAGGAUCGCAACAACUUCUUCUUAAGCUUGAAAAAGCUCGAUGGGGCCAUACUGUGGAUCCCAGCUUUCUUCUUCCACACGUCGGCCACGGUGACGAGAACACUGGUUGACUUCUUUGUGGAGCAUCGAGGGCAACUGAAGGUCCAGUUGGCUUGGCCAGGCAAUAUCAUGCAGCAUGUGAACAGGUACUGGAAGAACAAGCACUUGUCACCCAAGAGGCUGAGCACAGGUAUUCUCAUGUACACCCUUGCUUCUGCCAUCUGUGAAGAGAUCCACCUCUAUGGCUUCUGGCCCUUUGGCUUCGACCCCAACACGAGGGAGGACCUCCCCUACCACUACUAUGAUAAGAAGGGAACAAAGUUCACCACCAAGUGGCAGGAGUCCCACCAGCUCCCUGCAGAGUUCCAGCUGCUCUACAGGAUGCACGGUGAAGGACUGGCCAAGCUCACCUUGUCGCAUUGUGCCUAAAGAACCCAAAGCUUGAAGUGCCAAAUGAUUGUCUAAAAAGUGCCCAAAACCCCACUUAAACCUUCUUCAGAUUGAAUCCCAACCAACAAAUCCCACCCUCAAAUGUUUUCCAGACUCAAAAGAUGCUUUUUAGCCACCCCUGUCCCUGCUCUUCCAAGGGUUUAAGUAUACGGAGCAGUGCUGAAGCACUUCUCCACUUCCAUGAAUGCUCUUCAAGCAGCUCAAAGCUGAACUCUUUUUGCACUUCUAGAUGUGCCACUAAGUAGGUUUGGAGAUCUCCUCCUCUUUUAGCAUUCCAUAAAUGCCCUAAAUCUCUUCCUUUUCUCCAGUAGAGCUAGAAAUGCUCAUUUUGGGAGGUUUGGCUUCUUCUCUCUCUGUUGCUAUUGUGUGGCCCAGUGAGAAGGUCACUCUGAAUUCCAGUUCCUCUUCACUUGCAGGUUCUUCAAGGUGGAUCCUCAUUCCCACCUCAUAUUCCUGAAUUCGACAUGUUUUAAGAGCAACUUGAAGCUCCCAACAUGGCUCAGACCUUAGGGACGUGUUUAUAUCCCUCUUGGAAUACUUCAUUCCUGCCCCAUCCUAGUCCAAAUUAGGCUGCGACAUGUUCAUUCCCAUCCAUGUGACACAUGGAAUCACGGAAUGGGUUGGAAGGGACCUUAAGAUCAUCUAGUUCCAACUAGGGACGCCUUCCACUAGAGCAGGUUGCUCCAAGCCCCAUCCAACCCGGCCCUGAACACUGCCAGGGAUGGAACAUUCCCAACUUCCUCAGACAACCUGUUCCAGUGCCUCAGCACCCUCCCAGUAAGGAAUUCCUUCCUUAUAUCCUGCCUAAAUCUCCCCUGUUUCAAUUUGAACCCAUUUCCUUGUCCUAUCACCCCGGUCCCUGAUGAAGACCCAUCUCCAUCACCCUUGUAGGCCCCUUCAGACACUGGAAGCUGCUCUGAUGUCUCCAUGGAGCUGCUUAGCAGAAUUCCCCCAUUUACAUCUCCAAAUCCAUGGUCAGGCAACUCGAGUAGUGGCCCCAUUUGCUGGGCACCAACAGCCAAGCAAAAGAGGACCCAGGUUCCUCAGUCCCACCCGAAUCAGGCUGUUGGUGGAGAGGACAAACCUUAGGGUUGGGAAAUGUUGGCCAUUGUGCCUCAGGAUCAAGGAGCCGGUCCCAUCACUGGGUUUCUUCUUACCAGGAGCAUGCUUACACGUGUUUGAAGCUUUUUCUACUCUUCUGAGGACUGCACAUUGAAAGAAGAUGCUCCUUCCAACCUAAAUCCCCACUUUCAGAUGGCACAUUUGGAUUUGCCUCCUCCAAGUAGGAGAUGAGGAAGAUCUUGAGUCCAACAGCAAACCCAAGCGGCCUGGAGCAUCUCCCAGCACCUCUUCUCCACCAAAGCCAGGUGGAGAAGGAGCUGGUGGCUUUCUUCCCUAUUUUGAUUCCCCCAUCUUCUGGCUUUUGCUUUUCCAAAGGCUCUUUAGGAAUUGGGUGCACUGGGAUGGCACCAACCUGCUCCCACCGGGAGCCACCACGCUUCCCAGCCCAUAUUCCAAGCCUGGCGCAGCGUUCCGGCUCUCCGUGCUGUCCUCACUGUUCCUACAGCUGCCUACAACCUCUAGCAACUGUUGUAUGAAGACAUAGUUGUGCAGUGGUGGUGGUGUCUCAUGCCAUGUGGUGCCAUAGGAGUUGUUCUUGCUAUUCUCACCUCUUAGUUGUGUUGUAGUAGCACGUGCUGGCCCGGGCCAGGUUGUCCCCAUCGCUCUUGGCCACCCAGGAGAAGGACUGAGCACCCCAAAUCCCUGCAGGUCCUGUUGGUAGGGAUGCAGGAUCACACCUUUUGGAUGCUUGGAGCAUGUCCAAGUGGGAAACUGGCACCCAGGAGCCCAAAUCCCAACCAAACCCUGCACGAACCCUUCUCUAAGUGCUGGAGCACAUGGAUUGGUUUUGUUCCAACCAGGAAUGGAGAGCUGGACAUGGAAAGAAGAGUUCUCCACUGGUUGUUAAUGGAGUCCAGUAAUAAAUCACUUCUGGAAUCCCUUCCUCUGGAGCUCUACAGCAGAUGCAUGUCUCUAAGGUGGGCAGGUCACUGAGCUGCAUGGUGAAGGUUGGAAGGUGCAACCAGGCUCAACCUGGCCAUGGAUGCAGGGUGAGAUGCUGGGAAGCCACUACGGGAUGGGCCACCAGUGUGGUCCAACCCUCACAGGGAAGAACUUCCUAAGGUCUCAUCUCAAUCCACCUUCUGGCAGUUUAAAGCCAUUCCCAGUUGCCCUGUCCCUACAUUCCCCUGUUUCCCGUGGUUGUUCUCAGGAAGUUGGUGAUAUCCCUCUCAUCUCCAGCCUGGAGAACACCAGGAACACUGUAGGCAUAGAACCUACAAGCAACAAGCUUCUCCCCUCUAGCAAACAUGGUUCCCCAUGGCUCAGGACAGCAAGUGGCACCCCUUGAUGGGAUGUCACCUUGGUUGGACUCUUCCUUCUCCUCUGUUUGGUCCUGCCUGUCUCCCUAGCCCAAUUCCUGAUGGAUCAAUUCCCAUCCGUACUGAAUGUCCAGACAAGCUCAAGGAAUGUCAUGUAAUGCAGCAUGGUCAAUACUUGGAAGUCCUUCUGACUAGCUCCAAGGGAAGGGUCUGGGGGGAUGCAGACCCCUUUGGGUGCCAGGACAGCACCCUUUGCCAACGGGAUGGGUGCUGUGUGACGUUGGGUGCUGCGGUUGGGGCGCUGGGGCCACCAGGCAGGAGCCAUGAAGAAGGGAUGUACAUAAGAGUGGAAAUGGUUGUGUUCCCUUCAAUUCUUUUGUCCAUUUUGGGUUUAUACCUUCAUUGCUUGCAUCUUCCAGUGGACGGUGGUGAGAUACAUGGAGCCCAAGACCUUUAGUGGUGGAGGACACCAAGCUGAGCUGGAACUGCCUGCGCAUGGGGGCCUAGCAAGGAAGUAUGGAGAAGAAAAGCAGCUUUUCCAGCCAGGAAUGGGUCUUUUUUCACUUGGAUACCCAGUUCCAGGCCUGAUGGAGAUGGUUUUGAGAAGAAAAGGAGGAAAAAAAGGCCAUAAUUGUACUAAAAGCUCAUCCUUUCUCAGCCAUAUCAAAGCAUCAUCCAUUUAGCAACGGCUAAAGCUCAGCGAGGGCCAGGGCACAGCCCCAGCUCAAUGGACAAGCUCUGCCGGGGGGUGAGAGCCAAGCUGGUGUCGAGCCUGGCUGCCAUGGAAUUCCUUCUGGAAUCGAUGGGCCCCGGGAAUGGGGAGCAUCCGCUGCGGAGAGCAGCGGGAUCAGGUGGGAUCUCUGAGCAAUGUGGUUCUUUGGUGUGACUGUGCCUGCAGCAUCAUGUGCCAAAACCUGAUCUGGAAUGCUCUGUUUUUAAAUAAACUGGUUUCUUGUGCUUUGGAAGUCUC